AUGGAUCCCUGCAGCAAAAACAAAGAUAGAACUACGUCGUUGAUGAAAUGUGUUCUCCAUAUCAUGCGUUCUCAAGCUUUGAAUGACCCAGAGCCUCAAGCUCGGAAGAACAUCAUUGAUAAUUUCAUCUUCAUACACCACGGUGUUUGCGAAGAAGACUUGCUGUUGAUAAUUGAAGAAAUGGUUAAGGUCCAAAUUCUUCUUCCAUCUGGGAAUCGGGAAGUACGCUGGAAAACUAUGUACAGUAACAUAGAACGCGGAAAUUCACCUCUAUUCAACAUUCAUCCCAAAUGUGAUAACAAUAAAUAUCGAUCAACUGAAACAUGCGCUAAACAUCCAUAUAAAUAUCAGCUUGCCCCGCAGUCUGCUUUGGGUCCAGAAUAUUCCACGAAGAAUGUCAAAAAGCCCAAGCGCUUCCUUGAGAGCCGAGUCGACGUUGCUAAGUUGACGAAUCAAUAUGUGACGUCAGUUAAAAAUGGUUGGUUUCUUCUACAGAUCAAAUUUGUUCGUCAGGCAAUUAGCUUGAGCAAAAUUCAGAAUCGAAAGUUCGAUAGAAAGGACCGACGUACUCGAGCCACUAUGGGCCACGCAUCGAUCUCAAGCACUGUUCAAAAUGAGUCAAUCGAGAGUAGCGAUCGCACCAACCUUCCAAGUGAGUCUCCCGUAGGCAAUGUUGCUUCUCCAAUUCCGCAGCCACUCGCGCCACUACGAACCUCACAAAACACCGAUAAGAAUACUUCGGAUCAUAGAUUGGGUGCCUCUGGAUUAGUCUCUGCGCUUCGAAGUCUAAAUUCGAAAUAUCCCAACGACAAGCUCAAGCUCGUAUCCAAGAAAAAUAAGCUUUGGUUCAAAUGUCACGAUUGUCUAGCUAAGCUUUAUAAGAUUGCGCAUCACAAGGACCGCAUCCAGCAUAUACGAUGUCAUAUCGAGAGUGCUGCUCAUGCCGAUAGAGUUGAGAGCAGGGUGACUCGCAAUGGCGAGACAACGAUCAGUACAACAUUUGUUCAGUUAAGAAAGGAGAGACUAGAGCAAAUCAGAGGAAGGGACCCAUUAAGCUCGCGAUGGAAUUGGUGGCUCGAAGAUAAUCAAGCACCGAAGCCUCGAAAUGAGAUUGUCGCGAACGUGAAAACCCAGGAUGGUAUAUUUGCGAAGAAAAGAACUCUUGUCGGACCAUCUAUGUUCCCAAAUUCUUCAGAGGGGUUGACUGGUGAUAUUGACUUAGACGAUGCUAGAGCUUCUAAGGCAAAUAAGCGAGCAUACAUGGAAUCAGAAACCUCGCCUUCUAGCAAUAAACGAAUUCGAUUGGUAAAAUCUCAUGAAGAAACUCCGCACUCGACUUUAGCCACCCAUCCUACAGACUCUCCAGAAGAUGUCACACAGCCCAAUGAUGAUACACCUGGCAAUCAUACACAGCCUCAAUUGGGAAAAUACCAGCCAUUAGACGGCCGUGACGGUGCAGACAGAGAAGCGACAAAGAGUACAAAAUUUAAAGCAUUAAAGGCUCGUGUUGAUGAAUUAGAAGCCGAGCGAGAUGCCCAAGCGGAAAAUAUAGCGAAACUUUCCAAGAAAAUCCACAAGCAACGAAAAAUUGCUGCCACCCAGCAGGAAAUACUUAAACACUUAGCUUAUGAGAAUAAGCGACAUUCUGGAAUAUUAAAGUCUGUCGGUGAGUCUCUCAAUAUCACCAAUCACCAACUUUCGACAACAAAGAACAUCCACAACGAUGAGGUCACAAGCCUUAAGGAAAGUAUCAAGCUUCUUAAUAAUGGCCGAAUUGUAGUAAAAGCUAUGGCUGACGAGCACACCAUUGAGCUUACUGAACUCAGGAAACGUUUGCAGAUCUUAGAAUAG
This is a messenger RNA of Botrytis byssoidea, 1851 nucleotides long. RefSeq lists its product as uncharacterized. The coding region runs from base 1 to 1851 and encodes 616 amino acids. The transcript has 4 exons. Lineage: Eukaryota; Fungi; Ascomycota; Leotiomycetes; Helotiales; Sclerotiniaceae. The record is from RefSeq and is a predicted model, not a curated record.